AUGCAUCAUUUCGUGAUUUACGCCGCACAGCCUUAUGGRUUACCAUUGGAAGAGGUCACACUACCCCAAUACCUGAAAACACAGGGAUACCAUACCGCCGGGGUYGGRAAGUGGCAUUUGGGUUUCUUCGCCAAGGAGUACACCCCAACGUAUCGGGGCUUUGACUCUUUUUAUGGAUUUUGGAGCGCRAARACRGAUUACUGGAAYCAUUCGUCCUACGAGAACAAUUUUUGGGGAAUYGAUAUGAGAGAUGACAUGAACCCCAUCAGUACAGAGAAUGGAAUCUAUGGGACAGAGCUAUUCACAGUAAAAGCCGAUGAAAUCAUCCAAAAGCAUGACGUCAACAAACCGUUAUUUCUCUAUAUCGCCCACCAAGCUGUUCAUUCAGCCAAUCAGAACGAGCCACUGCAAGCUCCAAUUGAAAAAGUGGAUGCAUUCAAGGACACAAUUGAUCAAGAAGAUCGACGUAARUACGCUGGCAUGGURAUGUCUCUUGACCAAUCAGUGGGCAGAGUAUACAAAGCCCUUCAAGAUAAGGGGAUGGAAAACAACAGUAUCAUUAUAUUCACCAGUGACAAUGGCGGGGCACCACAUGGAUUCAAUUGGAAUAUGGGGUCCAAUUUCCCAUUUCGUGGGGGCAAAGAUCARGUUUGGGAAGGAGGUGUUCGCAGCGCAGCAUUCGUGUACAGUGACCUCAUAAAUAACAAGGGGCGUGUCAGUAACGACUUGAUUGACGCAUGUGAUUGGGUUCCUACCUUGUUCUCAUURGCUGGUGGUGACUCUAGUCUUCUUCAACCAAACAUCGAUGGGAAAAAUGUGUGGGAUACGAUAUCAGAUGGAGAGCCAUCGCCAAGAGAUGAAAUUCUCCACGCCAUAGAUCCAUGGCGUAAGUUUGCUGCCAUUCGUAAAGGACGCUAUAAACUAGUCGAAGGCAUGGAUGAUUCCUAUAAAAAUGAGAAAUGGCAUCCAAGGUACGCAGGAAUCGAAUUAGAAAAACCCCAAGUGUUACCGGGUGCCGUCAUUGACUGCGGCAAAUGGGCCAGUAACGGAACGAUGUGCGACUCCAGUGGCGGAUCAGUUUGUCUGUUUGACCUAGACGAAGAUCCAUGUGAAUAUAACGACUUAUCAAAAGCCCUACCCGACAAAGUCACAGAACUACAAGCUCGUCUCGAAGAAUUCCGUCAAAGCGCACGCCCUGUAUGGUAUCCCGCUAUCGACAAAGAGGCAAACCCAGAYAAAUUUGGCGGMUACUGGGCACCAUGGAARGAACUAAAAGACAACAGCAGUCUUAUUARCUCGUGGAUCUCCGUCAGUACAUUACUUGCUAUUGAUUUACUCGGGGSUAAACACGAACACGACUCCAGUAAAUCGCCAUGUAAUAUCAAUAUAACUGAUUUGAGUAUCCGGCAUAAUGAUGAUAUAUUGCCAAACGUACCUACAGAUAUAGGAAAAUAUAUAUCAUCUCAACAACUUCGUUCAAAUUUUCAAAAUAUUUGUGAUUUAAAGGACGGUGAUAUCAGCUGGUCGCCUUAUAAGCCUGUUGAAGUACACAGCAGCAAGCAACCGACUGAUAGUAAGGAUAGAUUCUAUUAUAGAUUGUCAUAUGAUGGUAGAUAGGACCGAUCUAUAGGAUACACCGUAUUGAAAAACGUUGUCGGGUUCCAAAAGGUUACACAUCAAAGCUAGGACCGAAAAGAAGCAUGGGAAAGCAAUACUUGGCUACUUGGACGAAAAUUGCGAAACAUUAAAAAAGACUUGGAAAUCA
Molecule: messenger RNA, 1765 nt
Organism: Exaiptasia diaphana
Lineage: Eukaryota; Metazoa; Cnidaria; Anthozoa; Actiniaria; Aiptasiidae
Product: arylsulfatase J
Exons: 7
Coding region: 1-1617 (538 amino acids)
Source: RefSeq, a predicted model, not a curated record